UUAUGACAGUUGGAUUGUCAAUUUACCAUGAUUUAAUACUAUUUAUUUAUCGAAUUGAUCUCGCUUACUUGUAUGAAUGACACUCAGAUGGGCUGACACUUGAACCGUCUGGACAACCGGUUCUUCCAGAUAAUGAACUUGUGGGUACUGAAGGUGUAGGAUAUCAGAUGGCUGGGACAAACGUUGUUGAUAAUCACCCUAUUAGUCCAGGCCACUCGAUACCUGAACAGACCGCAGACCCGGUUGUUCCCCAACCCACUGAUGGUGAUAUCACAUGUGUUCAGCGGCCUCCCGAUCUGAACUCAGAUGUUCUUGAUGUGUCUCCUAUUGAUGGAGGAAUACACCUGUACACUAUGUCAACUGCUCAAGAUUUAUCCCAAACCGUUUCAACAUCCGAGCACAUGACUACAGGAUCUUUCGAGAAUGUCGCCAAACAAACUAAAAAAGGUAUCUUAUCUGAUGAAAAAAGGGAGCAGAUAAACGCCAAGAGGCGAGCUAAUUAUCGGCGGAAGAAAGAGGAGGAAGCAAAGAAACUUGAGCAUGAAAGUCAAGCUUACCUUUCAACAUCUGAUCAGUCCAUCACUGAACAGACCGCAGUUGUUGUUGUUCCUCAACCCACUGAUGGUGAUGUCACAUGUGUACCGCGGCCUUCCGAACUGAACUCGGGUUAGUAUAAAACAUAAUCA
Molecule: messenger RNA, 686 nt
Organism: Aegilops tauschii subsp. strangulata
Lineage: Eukaryota; Viridiplantae; Streptophyta; Magnoliopsida; Poales; Poaceae
Source: RefSeq, a predicted model, not a curated record